GACCCCAAGAAGCCCAGGGCUUGCGAGGCAUGUCGUGGCUUGAAGGUCCGCUGCGAACCAGAUCCAAACAAUCCCGAUGGCGCCUGUAAGAGAUGUGCCAAGGCUGGCAGGAACUGUAUUGUCACCCAGCCCACCCGGAAGCGCCAGAAGAAGACGGAUAGCAGGGUUGCCGAGCUCGAGAAGAAGAUUGAUGCCCUGACGGCCAGCCUGACGGCCACCAAGGCUGCUCAGGCCGGUCAGCCAAUCCCGGGCAUGCCGGAUGGGGCUGGAGGCAUCAUGUAUGGUGGUGGUGGCGGCGGCGGCGGUGGUCCAGCUGGUGGCAUGAAUGUCGCCAGAGGUUGGAGUACCAAUCAAUCGCCGUAUGCAGAUGGGAGCACUAUGGCAUACCCACCGCCCAUGGUUCUGGCCGGUCAGAAACGAAAGUAUACAGAGACGAGAGAGCCGGCAGAGGAUGCACCGACCCCGUCUGUCGCGCACUCGAACAUGGACACAAGAAGUCACGAAUACUCUGACAUUGUCGACCGUGGUAUCAUUACCUCGGAGAGGGCGAGCCUGCUCUUCGAUCGAUACAACUACCAGAUGGCACCCCAUCUACCAGGCGUGGUCUUCCCCAGGGACAUGACCGUAGGCGAGUGCCGGAAGACGAAGCCCAUCUUGUUCCUCGCCGUCAUGUCCGCGGCUUCAUCCGAAACCCCGAAUGUGCAACGGGUGAUCGUCAAAGAACUCAUGCAGGUCUUUGCAGAAAAGAUCAUGCUCAUUGGCGAGAAGAGCAUCGAACUCGUGCAGGCCCUCAACAUCUCUGUCAUCUGGUACUGGCCCCCUGAGCACUUUGAGGAGCUAAAGUUCUACGAGCUCGUGCACAUGGCCGCUGUCAUGGCUAUUGACCUCGGUCUGGGCAAGCGGAGAUCUCGACGUGCCAAGCAGGGCCCUCCCAACUGGCGAGACCAUCCAUUCAGGAAACAGCCUCCUCCCGACCCAACCACCAUCGAGGCCAGACGUACUUGGCUCAUGUGCUACUUUCUCACGACCAACACUGCCAUGGCCCUCCACCGGCCUUUUUUGCUCCGGUGGACCUCGUUCAUGGCCGAGUGUUUGGACGUGCUCGAGUCUUCACCUGAUGCUGCGCCCACCGACAAAUACCUCUGUCAUCUUGUGCGUACGCACCAGCUGGCCGAGGAGAUUGGUUUUCAGUUCUGCAUGGAUGACUCUGCUGUUGCUGUGAAUCUUUCCGACUACAUGACCCAGCAUAAGGUCAGGGGUUUUGAACGAGAGCUGGAGAAGCACAGGCAGGAGGUCACUCGAGAGCUCAUGCAACCGUCAUUGAAGUUCAGCUUUCAUACCAUCAAUCUCUACAUGCACGAGCUAGCACUGCAGAACGAGCCUGCCGAUGCUUUCAAGGCCCCUUUCGCGGCAGAGACACUCCGCGACAGCCUCAUUAGCACCGCAACACUGACACCCGCCUACACCAACGCAUUAGCCUCCUGUCUCACAGCGAUUGACGGCAUUUUUGAAACCUUCUUCUCCAUGGAUGCCAGCAGCAUUCGUUGUUUGCCCGUCUUUAAUUUUGUCAGAGUAGCGUACGCGACUGUAGUGCUCAUCAGGAUCUACUUCGCCGCCUGCGCCCCCAACUCGGAGCUGGGCAAGAUCAUCGACAAGGACAGCAUGAAGGUCGACCAGCACCUGGACACCCUCCUGGAGAAGUUCCGCGAGGUCGGGGCUGAUGACAAGUCGCGACCGGCUGCCAAGUUCCUUGUGGUGCUGGUGAUGAUUCGGUCCUGGUUUCACAAGAUCAGCAAAGGCGAGCUCAACCAGUCGGCGCGGAUUGCUGAUGCCGCGAAUGCAGCCGAGGGCACGUCACCAUUCGCGACGCCGGACGCAACGCGUGCCGCCUCCGAUAAGCGCACGCCCACCAGCGCAACCACCCCUAAUUACUCAGCGCAGGCGAGCAAUAACCCGCUACAACUCCUCUCCGAGGCGGCCACGACCAAC
Molecule: messenger RNA, 1989 nt
Organism: Cryphonectria parasitica EP155
Lineage: Eukaryota; Fungi; Ascomycota; Sordariomycetes; Diaporthales; Cryphonectriaceae
Exons: 3
Biological process (GO): regulation of DNA-templated transcription; DNA-templated transcription
Cellular component (GO): nucleus
Molecular function (GO): transcription cis-regulatory region binding; DNA-binding transcription factor activity, RNA polymerase II-specific; zinc ion binding
Source: RefSeq, a predicted model, not a curated record